GUAUAUAUAGCCCCUCGACCCCGACUCAUUGCUCCACACAGACAGGCACUCACACUCCGAUCAGUCAUCGCAGUGGCAGCGCACUAGCUUCAGCUAGCCACUCUCCUCCACUUGGGAAUUUGCUUGCAUCAACGACAGCAAUGGCCACCGCUGAUGUCCAGAACCCGACUGCUGCGCUGACCGAGGAGGCGCCUGCUGUGGAGACACCGGCACCGGCCGUCGCCGCCGAGGAGGUCGCGAAGACCGAGGAGGUCCCCGCGCCGGUGGAGGCCGCAGCUGAGGUGCCUGCACCCGUCGAGACCAAGGAGGCUGAGCCAGCAGCUGUUGAGGCGGAGGAGACCAAGGAGCCAGAGCCAGCAGCCGCGGCCGAGCCUGAGGUCGAGGCGCCCAAGGAGGAACCAGAGGUAGAGGCACCAGCCGCAGUCGAGGCAGAGACCAAGGAAGCCGAGCCCGAGGCAGUGGCGGAGCCGGCGGUCGCCGAGCCAGAGGCCGCCGCUCCCGCCGUCGCUGAAGAAGCACCGGCGGCGCCCGCACCGGAGGAGGCGCCCGUGGCCGUAGCGGAGGCUGAGCCAGCCGUUGCGGCGGUGACCAGCGAGUGAGCUCGCGACCGCGCGCGGAGGAGCUGGCUCAGCGUCUCAUGCCAGCCGUGCCACGGUGGCAGUCGAUCGCGUGUGCUCCUACGUGGCACGGCGUGAUGCUUAGUCAGCCAACUGAGUGGAGUGCUACUUUUUACUAGGUGUCGGGUGGUGUGAGCGGUGUCGCGUGACGUGGGCUAAAUAAGUGUGGUCGAGUGUGGAUUCCAGUGUCGGCGGCACUGCACUUCGCCGUGUGUCUGUUUCGCGUAUGAAUGCUGGAUAUCGAGUUUGUGUGUUGGCUGUGUGAUA
This is a messenger RNA of Lolium perenne, 884 nucleotides long. RefSeq lists its product as uncharacterized. Lineage: Eukaryota; Viridiplantae; Streptophyta; Magnoliopsida; Poales; Poaceae. The record is from RefSeq and is a predicted model, not a curated record.